GUUACUUUGUACAUUGGUAUGACACAGUUACUUUGUACAUUCCUAUGACACAGUUACUUUUUUGACCUAUAGAACUGCUCAUCCAAUUGCAAAAACAGUUCUCGACGACCGCAGCAUGAUUUAUUUAUUUUGUUACUUGCCGCGUGUUUCAAAGUUUACGCUGAAAAUAAUGUAACUUGUUUAGAAUUAGGAAAGCGGCUAAUUUACUGACAUUAAUUAUUAUUAUUUGUUUAUUUAGCAGACGCCUUUAUCCAAAGCGACUUACAGAGACUAGGUUAUGUGAACUAUGCAUCAGCUGCAGUGUCACUUACAACUACGUCUCACCAGAAAGACAGAGCACAAGGAGGUUAAGUGACUUGCUCAGGGUCACACAAUGAGUCAGUGGCUGAGGUGGGAUUUGAACCAGGGACCUCCUGGUUACAAGCCCUUUUUCUUUAACCACUGGACACACAGCCUCCUAUAUGACAUGAUGCAUUUGUUUUGCAUUACUUAGGGCCUACAUUUCUAAGUGGAAGUGUUGACUAGGACAGGGAUUGAAGCUUUGACUAGACCCGGUAUAUCCAGAGUUUGGAGUAGUGUACUUGUUUAAGAUUACAGGCUGCAGAGAGCCAGAAGAGAUAAAACUCUGGAAUUAGACUGCUGCGUCUGGUAACCCUCUGUUUCUUCUGAGGGUUUGUUACUGGCUGCUCUGAAGAAGGAAAGGUUAGGCCUAUGUAUGCUUGUAAACAUGUGGUAAAUACGAACAGUAAGGACAGAAUCAUUGCAGUUUCCUGCAGCUGCAGUGCAUUGUGUGAAGGGUGUUCACUUUAAGGAUCAUAUUGCAUUUGGAAAAUGAAUGGGACCUUGUAAAUAAAUAUAUCUAUUGUUAAGGAGCUGGUAACUUAAAAAAAAAAAAAAGUGGCUGUUAUAUGAUGCCGUGGUGCCAGCGAAACUGAAUAGCUUGUACAGUAUUGUAUGAUGUUGCUCCAGGGUAAAUGUUUUUUAGGAAUCAAUGGCCUUAUCUGUUGGGUUUUAACAUCUGCUACAUGUUCUUCUUUAAAUAUGCACAAGAGAAUAAGGCCUAGUAUUUUUGAUUGGUUUGUCUUCAUGUGAAGUUUUCUUGUUUUGCAUCAGGCAGUUGGGUCAAAACAAGCGUUUCGGUUUCCAUUUAAAGCCUUUUUUUUUGUUUUUUUCAGUGGUUCAGCUACAGUCUCAAGCAAUUCAUGGUCCCUUUUUAAUACUGUAGGGCCUCUAAAUAAUACUCAAAAUGCCCCACUCAUUCUCCAAGUGAAAUGUAUAAUUCUUAAAGUGAAUACACUUUACCAUAAGCUUACCGAUCCUAUACUGUGCCAGCAAACACAUGCACGUUUUCAUGAAGCUUUGCUGUUUGAAGAAGCAAGCUUAUCAAUAAGGCAGGAAUGUUUCUUUCGAUUCUGGAUAUGUACUGGUGAACGACAGUAUGCUUGCAGUGUUACAUUUACAAGUUUCAUUUUGGCCACUAUUGGUCUACUGUUUAAUUUACAUCGCUGGCUGUACCCUGGGGCCCAGUUGGGGGACUAGUUCUGAACUGUGUAUUGUGUUAGUGUGUUAAAUAAUUAAGUAAAGUUAUAAGGUAGAUUAUAGAUAGACAUCUUGCAAGAGUUCUAUCCUAAUGAGCGUUCUCAUGGCAACAAGGUUUGUGGGUUGCUGUUUUGAAUGGAAUAAAAUCCCUCAUUCUCCAUGUGAAUCUCAUUAUAAGCAGUGCUUUAAAAAAAAAAAAAAAAAAAAAACCUGACUGCAGAGGUUUCCACAAAUAACAGCUGUACUACUUGAUCGUUUUCUGUUGAAUAUUUUAAAUAUAACAAGGGAGUUUUGUAUAAAUAUUCUUGUACUGUACCGUUAUGUGUUUUAUUUGUAACGGCAUUGAACAAAGGUCUCUAUUAAUGUUUGUAAUGAAUAUGAGACUCUCCUACACUUCCUGUAUUUUCACAGAAUGUUACAGCUCUCCUGGGUCACUUUACUUUUUUCUUUAACAACCUUGAGAGACAGACGUUAGCAGGAAAAGGAAACCAGGUGACUGCUGGCUCCUGGCUGCCAUUGGCUCCCUCACACUCAAUGAGAGGCUGCUGCAUCGAGUCGUGCCUCACGGGCAGUCCUUUCAAGAAGACUAUGCCGGAAUCUUCCACUUCCAGUUCUGGCAGUUCGGAGAGUGGAUGGAUGUUGUUAUUGAUGACAGGCUGCCCAUUAAGAACGGGGAGCUGGUCUUCGUCCACUCUGCAGAAGGAAACGAGUUCUGGAGCGCCUUGAUUGAGAAAGCUUAUGCCAAGUUGAACGGCUCCUACGAGGCUCUCUCUGGCGGCAGCACGACCGAGGGGUUUGAGGACUUCACCGGGGGCGUGUCGGAGAUGUACGAGCUGCGCCAGGCUCCCAGGGACCUGUACAAAAUCAUCCAGAAGGCUCUGGAGAGGGGUUCUCUGCUGGGCUGCUCCAUCGAUAUCACAAGUGCCUUUGAUAUGGAAUCAGUGACGUUUAAGAAGCUGGUAAAAGGCCAUGCAUACUCUGUGACUGGACUGAAAGAGGUAGAUUACCGGGGGGGCACGGAGCGCCUGAUCCGCAUCAGGAACCCCUGGGGUCAGGUGGAAUGGACUGGAGCCUGGAGCGACAAUUCCUCGGAGUGGAAUGAAGUCGACUCUUCUGAUAAGGAGGAGCUUCAAUUAAAAAUGGAAGAUGGGGAGUUCUGGAUGGCCUUCAAUGAGUUCCUGAGGCAGUUCUCUCGCCUGGAGAUCUGUAACCUGACCCCCGAUGCCCUGAGCGAUGACAGCCUGAGCUUCUGGAACACCGUCAAGUAUGACGGCAGUUGGCGGCGCGGGAGCUCCGCGGGAGGAUGCAGGAACCACCCGAACACUUUCUGGAUCAACCCGCAGUAUAAGAUCACCCUGCUGGAGGAGGAUGAUGACCCCGAUGACAACGAGCUGGCCUGCAGCUUCCUGGUUGCCUUGAUGCAGAAGGACAGGCGGCAGUACCGGCGGCACGGCCAGGACAUGCACACCAUCGGCUUUGCCAUAUACGAGGUUCCCGAUGAGUACAAGGGUUGCCAGAACGUGCACCUGAAGAAGGAUUUCUUCCUGAAGCACUCCUCGUGCGCUCGCUCUGAGACCUUCAUUAACCUGCGGGAGGUGAGCUCCCGACUGCACCUGCCCCCGGGGGAGUACAUCAUCGUCCCCUCCACCUUCGAUCCCAACAAGGAGGCCGACUUCGUCCUGAGAGUCUUCACAGAGAAGCAGUCAGACACCCAAGAGCUAGAUGAUGAAAUCAGUGCCGAUCUAGAAGAUGAGGAGGAGAUCUCAGAAGAUGAUGUUGAUGAUUCCUUCAAGUCCAUGUUCCAGCAGUUAGCUGGGGAGGACAUGGAGAUCAGCAGGCAAGAGCUCAGGACCAUCCUUAACAGAGUGGUGAGUCGACAUAAGGACCUCAAAACUGAUGGAUUCAGUGUGGAAUCCUGUAGGAGCAUGGUCAACCUCUUGGAUAAAGAUGGCAGUGCUCGUCUAGGAUUGGUGGAAUUCCAGAUUCUGUGGAACAAGAUCAGGAAGUGGCUGACCAUCUUUAGACAGUACGAUCUUGACAGAUCAGGAACCAUGAGUGCCUAUGAGAUGCGCCUUGCUCUUGAAUCAGCAGGUUUCAAACUCAAUAACAAGUUAAACCAGGUUCUCGUUGCAAGAUAUGCAGACAAUGAAACAAUUGAUUUCGAUAACUUCAUCUGCUGCUUGGUCAAACUAGAAGCCAUGUUCAGAUCCUUUCAGCAGCUGGACAGAGAUGAAAGUGGCAUUGUUGAGCUGAAUCUAACUGAGUGGCUGAUGAUGACAAUGUGCGGUUAAAGAUAGAAUUAGUCACCCGAGAGACAUCACGGGGUUGUGCAUCUUGAAACUGCCUCCCAUCUAUACCAUCUUGCACGAUAUCAUCUAAACCCCCUUAACCUUGCUAUUAAACCAAAGUAAUGUGCCUGCAAGUUCCAGAAAGGAUUUUAUGCUAGUCAGGGUCUUGUAUUGUGUAUGCACCAUUCAGGGCAGGUUAAUAUUUAUACCUAAUUUCACCAUUUACUGAAGGUUAAUGUACUAUCUUUGCAUAGAUAAACAGUCACCACACAACCAUGCUAGCAAACUUCUGUUAAGAAAAGUGUGCUAUAUUGCAUACGACAUGGAUAUUGAAAUCAUGCAGUCUAGUUAUGAAAGAUAAGAUUUAUUUUGUUUCACACAUUUAAUCGUGUACUGGUAAAUCUCGAAGAUGCCAGGAGGCCUAAUUUUCUUUACAGGCUGUGAGACUGGAAGUAUCCAGCAGGAGGCAGCAUCCACACAUGUUUUGUUUUUGUACUACACUACAGCUUCCUUUUUUAAUCAGUGUUUUAUGUAUCAUCCUGCCCCAGGUAACAGCAGAACACACACACACACACACACACACACACACACACACACACAUUAUAUAUAAAGUUUGAGUUUGGACUACUUAAAAAGCAAUACUUAAUAAACUGCAUGGCUAUUGAAUCACUUUCUUAUGUCUUAGAUAUGCAUUAUACAAACUGAACACCAGAUAAGCAGUUAUUGUGCUGUUGUAGGCAACUAUACAGUGAUGUUUACUGUUUUUCUAUAAUUGAACAUUUUACUGUUCCAGACACAACAAAAUAGAGAAGGCUGGAUGUUGAUCUGGUCAAGCAAUGUAGCCAACAAGUUAAACAGCGGUCUGAGGGACAUUUGAUUAAUCAUCAUCAUCAUCAGAAUAAUAAUUGAAAUUGAAAAGCAUGCCUUCUAAGGCAACCUAAAUUGUAUUUACAUGUUUUUUUUUAAAGCAGUAUUUUACGGUUAGUAUUUUGAGUAGAAGAUCAUAAUGAUGUUUUCAAUAUUAUUAUUAGAUCUGUUUAAUGUUUGCCAUUCUCCAUUCGAGUACUGUAAUGAAAAUGAAUAGAUAUGGUUACUAAGGAGGCUGUUUUUAAAACAUUGGGCUGAUCCCUUGUGUACUGCAUUACUGCAAUGAGAAAUGUCUACUCAAUAAAGGACCAAAUAAAAACAA
Acipenser ruthenus (sterlet) is the source of this 5016-nucleotide messenger RNA. Its product is annotated as calpain-1 catalytic subunit-like. Lineage: Eukaryota; Metazoa; Chordata; Actinopteri; Acipenseriformes; Acipenseridae. The coding region runs from base 2172 to 3830 and encodes 552 amino acids. The record is from RefSeq and is a predicted model, not a curated record. Gene Ontology annotation, molecular function: calcium ion binding; calcium-dependent cysteine-type endopeptidase activity. Gene Ontology annotation, biological process: proteolysis. The transcript is spliced from 20 exons. Gene Ontology annotation, cellular component: cytoplasm.